Messenger RNA from Orbilia oligospora ATCC 24927, 777 nucleotides. RefSeq lists its product as uncharacterized. Lineage: Eukaryota; Fungi; Ascomycota; Orbiliomycetes; Orbiliales; Orbiliaceae. The record is from RefSeq and is a predicted model, not a curated record. Bases 1 to 777 code for a protein of 258 amino acids. The transcript is spliced from 3 exons.
AUGGCUUCGAAAACUGCAUAUAAGCGUCUCACCAAGGAGUACAAGCACAUCCAGGAGGAGCCUCCACCGUACAUUACGGCGCACCCACUUGAGAGUAAUAUCCUAGAAUGGGUGUAUCUCAUCGACGGUCCCCCAGACACUCCAUAUACUGGUGGACAGUACUGGGGUACACUCGUGUUCCCUCCUGAUUAUCCUUUCAAACCACCGGCGAUCCGGAUGAUGACACCUUCCGGACGCUUUCAGACAUCGACAAGGCUGUGUCUCUCGAUAUCGGACUUUCACCCUAAAUCCUUUAAUCCGGCCUGGGAGGUCUCUACUAUUCUCACUGGCCUUCUAUCUUUCAUGACGUCGGAAGAAAUGACGACCGGAUCGAUAUCUGCGACCCCCGCGCAGCGAAAACAACUGGCCGCGAUGUCGCGAUGGUGGAAUUCGACUGGUGGCGGUACAAGUACGGGUGGCGGUGGCAAGAUAGGGUUUGGUGAUGGAGGCGCCCGUUUCAGGACAGACUGGCCAGAGGUCGAUAGAGAUAACUGGCAGUGGAUGAGAGACCAUAAAAUCAAUCCCCAGAAUGGUCGGGUCAUGGCUGCUAGCACACCUAUGCCCAUGAAAUCGGAAGGCACAGAUAUACAGGAAAAGCAGGUAGCUGAGCGAAUAGCAGUUGCGGAAAGAGCAAGUCAAAGCUGGUUCAGCAGAAAUAAAAUAAUGAUUGCAACGGCAGUCAUCGUUGCCUGGGUUGCUAUUGGUAGAGUCUUCCAGCACGACGUUUCCGCAUUGUGA